UUUUGUACAGCAGAAACUGCAGUAAAGAAUAAAACAUUGGUGAAGAUUCAGUUUCACUAAAUUAUAGGAGGCGUUGGAACAUACAAACCAAAAGAACGUGAACUUUCUGGUUUGUCAACAGAGCAACAAGUGAAUUGCAGCCAGUCCUGGAGCAGAGACUUUACAAAUCCAGUCCGUGGGCAGAUGUGAGCCAUUGGAUUGCAAGUCGGAGCCGGAGCAGCAGCUUGGAGCAGCAAGCACGUUGAUUAAUUAUAGCAAGUGAACUUCAGGAAGUCCUUACGAGGCCAGAAUCGUUGGAAGAAGAUGAGUGUCACUGUGGUUGACUUUGGCUCAUUUGCCUUGGGUCAAGCUGUACCUUCAGCCCAUGAAAUGAAACGAUUAUCCACAGAGAUCGGACGGGCAUUCAGUCAACUUGGAUUUGUGUACCUCAAAAACACCGGCAUCAAAGAUGAGCAAGUGUUUGAAGCAAUGGACAUCUGCAGGAAGUUCUUUCUACUUCCCAAGGCCAUUAAACAGCAAUAUGCUCGUUCCAAGGACUCAGAUAUUCCAUGCCAUGGCUGGAUAGAUUUUCAGACUGAGAGCUUAAACCCAACGGAACUGAAUGACCUGAAAGAAGCCUUUAAUGUGACAUCGUUGUCUUCCACUGACGUAAGAUCUCAGAAUUCACAUUGAGAUUGGUUUGCAAUCCAUGUCAUUGUCCACAUGCCAGGAACGAGGCAUUCUGGCUGUUGUGCCACUGGGGAAAUGUUACUCACAAACACAGAACAUAGAGCAUAGAACAGCACCGCAGAGGAACAGACCCUUCAGCCCACACUGUCCAUGCUGAAAAUGAUGCUGUUAAAUAAAUCUCCUCUGCCUGCACGUGAUCCAUAUCUCUCCGUUCCCUGCAUAUCCAUGUAGCUAUCCAAAAUUCAUUUAAAUGCCACUGUCGAAUCUGCCUCCACCAUCAUCCCUGACAGUGCGGAGUCUGUGUGGAGUUUGCACGUUCUCUCUGCUAUUAUUCGGGUGCUCAGUUUCUUCCCACAUCCUAAAAACAUGUGGGUUUGUUGGUUAAUUGGCCCUCUGUAAAUUUCCCAUAGCGUGUAACGAGUAGGUGAGAAUUUGGGGUAACAUAGUCAAGUCAAUUUUAUUUCUAAAGCACAUUUAAAAACAACUCUCGUUGACCAAAGUGCUUUACAUUAGUGCAGGUACUAACAUGCUACAAACAGUGGUACAUAGAUCAACAAUACAUACCUAAAUACAUACAUACAGCGCUCCCUCAGAGGACCUCAAGAAAUGCUUGUGAGUAAAAAUAGGUUUUAAGUCUAGACUUAAAGGAGUUGAUGGAGGGGGAAGUUCUGAUGGGAAGAGGGAUGCUGUUCCACAGUCUAAGUGCUGCAACCGCAAAAGCGCGGUCGCCCGAGCUUAUACCGGGAUAGUCAGUAGCCCCAAGUCGGCCGACCUGAGGGACCUGGAGGUAGAAUGAUGGUUAGCAGAUUUUUGAUGUAGGUGGGGUCAAGCCCAUUAAGGGCUUUGUAUACAUAUAGGAGCUUGAAAUUGAUUCUGUACCGUACUGGGAGCCAGUGGAGAGAGGCCAGAAUCGGGAUGAUGUGGCCCCUUUUACAGGUACCCGUCAGAAGUCUCGCUGCGGCGUUUUUGACCAAUUGCAGGCAGGACAGGGGUGAUUGGUGAGACCAAAUCUGGAGUAUGGUGUACAAUUUUUGGUCGCCCAAUUAUAGGAAGGAUGUCAACAAAAUAGAGAGAGUACAGAGGAGAUUUACCAGAAUGUUGCCUGGGUUUCAACAACUAAGUUACAGAGAAAGGUUGAAUAAGUUAGGUCUUUAUUCUCAGGAGUGCAGAAGGUUAAGGGGGGACCUGAUAGAGGUCUUUAAAAUGAGGAGAGGGAUAGACAGGGUGGAUGUGGACAAGCGUUUCCCUUUGAGAAUAGGGAAGAUUCAAAAAAAGAGGACAUGACUUCAGAAUUAAGGGACAGAAGUUUAGGGGUAACAUGAGGGGGAACUUCUUUACUCAGAGAGUGGUAGCGGUGUGGAAUGUGCUUCCAGUGGAAGUGGUGGAGGCAGGUUCGUUGGUAUCAUUUAAAAAUAAAUUGGAUAGACAUAUGGAUGAGAAGGGAAUGGAGGGUUAUGGUAUGAGUG
Molecule: messenger RNA, 2135 nt
Organism: Leucoraja erinaceus (little skate)
Lineage: Eukaryota; Metazoa; Chordata; Chondrichthyes; Rajiformes; Rajidae
Product: 1-aminocyclopropane-1-carboxylate oxidase-like
Exons: 4
Coding region: 304-672 (122 amino acids)
Source: RefSeq, a predicted model, not a curated record